This is a messenger RNA of Achroia grisella, 1234 nucleotides long. RefSeq names its product collagen alpha chain-like. The record is from RefSeq and is a predicted model, not a curated record. The transcript has 15 exons. Gene Ontology annotation, molecular function: extracellular matrix structural constituent. Bases 36 to 1076 code for a protein of 346 amino acids. Lineage: Eukaryota; Metazoa; Arthropoda; Insecta; Lepidoptera; Pyralidae.
UAUUAUACUUUAUAUAUCGCACGUCCUCUGACAUAAUGGCAGAUAAAGCAUUAAAACUGUUAAUUUUAAUUUUAAUUUACGUGGUUUCAGAUACAAUAUCAAGCGACUAUGUGGGACCUGUGUUCACGACUGCUGAAUUGGAUAAGGAUACAUGUACUGUAAAAUUAAGUCAAGGUUCUUUUAAAACUGGUUUCCCAGGUAUGCGAGGAUCGCCAGGAGAGAAUGGUUUCCCAGGUAUGCCAGGAGAGAAAGGUUUCCCAGGUAUGCCAGGAGAGAAAGGUUUCCCAGGUAUGGCAGGAGAGAAAGGAAAUAAAGGUGUAAGAGGAUUACCUGGACCACCAGGAUCUUCUGGCGAGCAAGGUAUCUUUGGAUUGCCUGGAAUUAUGGGACCUAUUGGACUUCCAGGCGCACCAGGAGUCUGCAUAAAACGUUGCUCCAAUGACGAUAAUUUAGAAGAUGAGAAACCUGAAGGAAGGAGAAAUACUGUAUUGCCAGGUCUUUGCAAAGCUUAUAAAAGUGUCGGUGAAGGCAGAAUUUUGACGGUGAUGCCUUUGGAUCCCUUUAAAAUUAUCUGCAAGAAAGAUCAUCAUACUUGUCUAAUAUUGAAUAAAAUAGAGGACUUAAAAGCACCAUCGCGUGAUCUGAAUUAUAUAGAUUAUACAGAGAAUAAACAACCAUUUUGGUUGAGCGAAUAUCAUGAAAUAUAUCAGUAUUAUAAUAUAACAUUACAACAAUUGGCAUGGCUUAAUAGUCAGUCGUCGUAUGUGUAUCAAAAGAUAAGAUACCAUUGUAAAAAUUCGCCGGUAUUGCCACGUGAUGCACCGGAUGAUGCAUUGGCUUUAUUAACUUGGAAUGAUAAAUUAAUCGGGCCCUCAGCUACAGUAAAUUCGCCUUCCCAUUACAUUAUAGUACAUGAUGGCUGUUCGGAAUCUGUUGACUCUACGAAGUGGGGAUACACUGACAUAAGUAUAGUUGAUACUGUUAAUCGUUUGCCCAUAACGGAUUUUCUUAUCAAGCACGUAGGAUAUGGGGAGCGAAGUAUGGCCAUAGAGAUGACAGAAUUAUGCUUCAUAUAAUAUUCUUGGUAUUGUAGUACCUGUUCAUCAAUAUUACAUUUUGUAUAAAUUUAACAACUACCAACUUACUCAUUUCUUACUUUUAAGUAAAUAGCAAAAAAUUGUAUUCUUUUGGUAUUCAAUAUUGCAUUUCUUUUAUUGUAUUAUUGUCAGUUAUU